This is a messenger RNA of Hibiscus syriacus, 920 nucleotides long. RefSeq names its product ADP-ribosylation factor 1-like. Gene Ontology annotation, biological process: vesicle-mediated transport; intracellular protein transport. Gene Ontology annotation, molecular function: GTP binding; GTPase activity. NCBI's taxonomy places the organism in Eukaryota, Viridiplantae, Streptophyta, Magnoliopsida, Malvales, Malvaceae. The record is from RefSeq and is a predicted model, not a curated record. The transcript has 8 exons. The coding region runs from base 177 to 725 and encodes 182 amino acids. Gene Ontology annotation, cellular component: cytoplasm; Golgi apparatus.
AUUUCUCACCCCUCUAUUUUUUGGAAUUCACAAUUUUACCCUUCUCGAAGUCUCAACUCCUCCGGCAAGCAAGCCCUCUCCUUUUGUAUAGGGAGGAAAUCGAAAGGGGUGCCGCUUUGGAGAUCUGAUCCAAAAUUCAUGCACUGAGAGAGUAAUUUUGUGCUAUAUUUAACCAGAUGGGUCUAAUGUUUACAAAAUUGUUCUCUUCACUCUUUGGAAACAAGGAGGCUCGUAUACUUGUUCUCGGCCUCGACAAUGCCGGCAAAACCACCAUUCUCUAUCGGCUCCAGAUGGGUGAAGUUGUCUCCACGAUACCGACAAUUGGAUUUAAUGUGGAAACGGUGCAGUACAAUAACAUCAAAUUCCAAGUUUGGGAUUUAGGUGGACAGACAAGUAUCAGGCCAUAUUGGAGAUGCUACUUUCCAAAUACUCAGGCCAUAAUCUAUGUUGUUGAUUCAAGUGACACAGAUAGGCUGGUGAUAGCUAAAGAAGAAUUUCAUGCUAUCUUGGAGGAGGAGGAGCUAAGAGGAGCAGUAGUUCUUAUUUUCGCAAAUAAACAGGAUCUUCCAGGUGCAGUUGAUGCUGCUGCGGUGACAGAGGCUUUGGAGUUGCACAAGAUAAAAAACCGCCAAUGGGCUAUUUUUAAAACUUCGGCGACUAAAGGGGAAGGCCUUUUCGAAGGCUUGGACUGGUUGAGUAACACACUUAAAUCCGGAAGUGGCUAAGCUAACUCGUGUAUUCGUAGCUUGCGAAUUUACGGGGAAUCGUGUUUGCUCUGUAUGAUCUAUUAGAAAUUUGAGUCCUUGCAGAUUUACGGCUUUCUGAUUUUGAUUUCUUUGUUGAGUAAACUAGUAGACAUGUGAAAUUUUUGUUAAAGAUUUUAACAUUUUCAUUCUUAAUUGAUUCUACAUGUGCUUCCC